AUGACAACGUCAAUGAAGAAGCAACAACUCUAUGGUGAAUAUAUCAAUCCAACAAUUGAUCAAUAUUCACCAAAAAAAGAAAAUCCAUUAGUAUUAAUGGCUCAAGCAUGUAAUAAUAUUGGUAAAGAAUUAUCGUCAUCAUCAUCAUCAUCAUCAACAACAACACUUUCAAUAACAUCAAAACAACGAAAAUCAAAUUCACCAAAUGAAGUAAAAAAAUCUUUAAAACGUACUGCACCAUCAACAUCUUCAAUAUCACCACCAGCAUCAAAAAAGAUGGCAUUUUCUCAACCAACAAUUCCAUCAUCAUUACUUUCAACUAAUCAACAAUCAUUUUAUUAUCCUCCAUCACCAUUUAUGUUCGAUUCUCUUCUUCUUCAUCAUUUAAGUAAAACUUUUACUUCAUCACCAUUCUUUUCAACUACAUCAUUUGGACAUUCAUCAAAUUCAGCUUUUACUCCAUCCUCAUCUCCAUCAUCAUCUCAACGAUCUCCUUAUUUUAUGGAUUCGAUUUUAGCACCAUUAAAUCCAUCACCACCAGCAUUUGUUUGUAAUUGGAUGGAAUCAAAUGUUCCAGAUGGAUUUUGUGGAAAACGUUUUGCAAAUCAUAUGAGUUUACUUGAACAUCUUUGUACAGCACAUACAUCAUUAUCAUCAAUGAAAACGUCAUAUCCAACAUCUAUUUUUUCAUCUUAUUAUUCACCUACAUCGGUAGGUAAACUUUAA
Messenger RNA from Rotaria sordida, 726 nucleotides. The record is from the annotation of a GenBank genome assembly. NCBI's taxonomy places the organism in Eukaryota, Metazoa, Rotifera, Eurotatoria, Philodinida, Philodinidae.